AUGGCUUUUUGGGCGGCGCAGUUCCGAAUUGAGUCUGCCGUCGAUAGGGAUCCCAACAUGUACUGUUUAGGCCCGGAUGGACUACCGUCCGACGCAUCAAACGACCUUUUUGGGCAGUUUAUGAACUUUGACGGCGAUGUAGCUCCUGAGACUCCCAUCGAUGAUUGCCACAGCGGCAAUCCGGAUUCGUUCUUCAUGAACCCUGCGGCCAUGGUCACUGCCUCUUCGGUUGUCUCAUCCGCAGACGAAUUCGAUUUCUUUUCCACAAGCUCCCGCCUUGGCACUGCUACGUCUGCGGCGAGACAUGGAGUUGACGCUUCUGAGCUUGCUUUCAGAGUAGCUGCCGAUCCGGCUACUGGCGGAACACAUCAUCAGCUUGGCUAUCUCGGCCGCAAGUCCAUGUCGGACACUGAGCUGCAACGCCUUGAAGACAUCUCCCUUCGCUCGCCGCAAAAGCAUUCUUCUGUCUCACAUACAACAUCUCCCACGCCGCCAAACACUACUAGGAAACCAAAGAAAUUCGUCGAGGCACUAUCUUCUACUAUCCGCAAGGCAACUACCAGUCUGGGAAGGAAGAGCAGAAAGCAGCAGCAGCAGCAGCAGCUCCCUAUUGAGAGGGCAGCGUCUCCUACACUGGAGCAUCCUCCCAUGGCCAUCAAGUCUCGCGCAUCACGAAUGCACAGCAUAGCCCAGAGCAGCAUGAGCAGCGUCUCACAUGAGAGUCCAUCGCCUAUGGCGUAUGACCCCAACACAUCGACCUUUAUUCAUGGCUUCUGCGAUGACCCGUUUGCUGAGCAGCCAAGGGCAUAUCAUUCUCCAAGUAUGCAGUACUACAAUCAUGGCAGCAUGGAUCCUACGCCAGUGCAUGGUUCUACCCGCCGCAUCAAGAGCGAGCAGCAGCUGUACCAGGGGCCUCCAAGUAUGAUGGCAUCUACCGCUACCGUCGAUGCCGCUUCCCAGAUGCAACAGCAGCAGCAGCAAGGCGGUUGGCAACAGCAGAUGAUGACUUCCACCGCACCAGAUCAAUGGGGUGGCCCGGAAUAUAUGACGAGCCAAGACUCAGCCUGGUGGGAUCUCAGCAUGAACGCCAGCGUCAACCAAGCAAUGCAUUCGCAGCAUGGGGAGCUGCCCUACGAAUAUGCGCCCUUACCAGACGCAAGUGCGGCCGGUCUCAUGAUUCACAUGCCACAGCCUCGGCCCUCCCAGCCAGGGGUCGUCAAUGACAUCGCGCUCACCGCGCAGACAUAUCUACCGCCGCCACCCCCUAUCCCAGGAGCAGAGCGCUGCAGUCGGCCACCGCGAGCGCCCUCUUCCGGGACUCGGCAUCGAAACAUGUCUUCUUCCCCCAUGCGCAAAACCCGCGGCCCUUCCGCCUCCCCCACGCAAGCGCACACCCAGAUGCGCAAUCAGUCCCGACACAGCUCCACAGGAUCCAUCUCCUCCGUCCGUAGCACCUCCGGCCGGGGACCCGGGUCCGCGCCGAAUACGCCGGGAGGAGUCCGCAAGCGCAGAUCGCGAGAUGCAGGAGGAGGCGGUAUCAUCGGCGGUGGGAGUGGAGGCGGCGGCGGCGGCGGCGGCAUCAGCCUGGGAGGCGACGGGCUGGGCUUCGUCAACUUCACGCCAAAUGACGGAAACAUCCUGAUGACGGGCGUGGCGCCGAGUGGCAGCUCGAAGACGAAGGCUCGGAGGGAGAAGGAGGCGCAGGAGAAGAGGAGGAGACUGAGUGAGGCGGCGAUGAAGGCCGUGGCUGCGGCGGGAGGGGACGUGGAUAAACUGAUACAAGAGGGCUUUGUGUUUUAA
Messenger RNA from Trichoderma asperellum CBS 433.97, 1800 nucleotides. RefSeq lists its product as uncharacterized. Lineage: Eukaryota; Fungi; Ascomycota; Sordariomycetes; Hypocreales; Hypocreaceae. The record is from RefSeq and is a predicted model, not a curated record.